This is a messenger RNA of Dermacentor andersoni, 846 nucleotides long. Lineage: Eukaryota; Metazoa; Arthropoda; Arachnida; Ixodida; Ixodidae. The record is from RefSeq and is a predicted model, not a curated record.
UCGCUCGGACGUGUCCUCAGAUAUGGCCACGCCGUUCGAGAGACCAGGAUUGCUAAGCCUGACGAGCCCCUCGAGCGGCGUGCUGGCAUUUCUGGGGGAGACCGGGGAGGACGUGUUUUCUUUACCUGCAUCUGUGAACUGCUGCGUCACGAUGCGAAGUGUUUUGUUCACCGAAUGUUCAUGUCAGUGUACGCCUACAAACUCUUGCAGUGGGGCGAUGCCACGUGCCAAACUGUCGCGGCAACUAUGACAAGGAACCGACGGUUAGUGUUCCCGUUACCAAAGGACGGACCAAAGAGUGACGUGGGGCACUGCCGUUCGUCGAGCUGAGAUGGAUAUUCGCCGAAGGCCCGUCUACGUGCUCGAGCUGAAUAGCCCGUCUCCGCCGCCGGUGGAAGAGCCCGCCAGUUUGGACGCGGUGCACUUCGGCAGGAGGGGCAUCGUCGAAAGCCGCAGCACUCUCAUCCUUUCAGCCGUGGUGGCGCUGUUGGCCAUACUUACUAUUGGCUUCGCCCUGGCAGUCAUCUUCAGAGAGCACACUUCACUGGCCUCGUUCGAACCGUUGACUGACUUCGCGGCAUACAGGAGGCAACCAUUCAGCAGGGUACAGCUGGCCAGCCAUCAGACAAAGUACAAAUCAUCUCCUGGUACAAACGCCGUAACUGCUGCGAGAGGCACGAACAAUACGAGCGGAAGCUCUCGUCGUCAUCUACCUCCCCAGUCGCCGAGCACCAAGCAAUAACCACUUGGAAUGGGCAAGGCCGGCUGGAGUAUUUACUUUGCAGAAAUAACCCAUGCACAGCUGACCCAAUUUGGGAUCAAUUGACAGUUAUCGUGUUCCCUUUA